This is a messenger RNA of Exserohilum turcica Et28A, 675 nucleotides long. RefSeq lists its product as uncharacterized. Bases 1 to 675 code for a protein of 224 amino acids. Gene Ontology annotation, molecular function: acyltransferase activity, transferring groups other than amino-acyl groups. The transcript has 2 exons. The record is from RefSeq and is a predicted model, not a curated record. Lineage: Eukaryota; Fungi; Ascomycota; Dothideomycetes; Pleosporales; Pleosporaceae.
AUGCCAGACGCCAACCUCGAAAUCUCUCUUCUCAAGCCCGAAGAAGCAGAGCAGUACAUGCGCAUACGACACCAAGUCUUCCGGCCCACCAUCAACAAAAUUCUCUAUGCUCGCCGCGAGCCCUCUGAAAAGACGCUGAACCAAGUGGUCGAAGAUAUCCGCGACGGCAUCCUCAACAAAGGCAUCAUCUACGUCAAAUGCAUCGACAAGACAACCGGCGAGAUGAUCGCUGGCGCCCGCUGGCGCUACGUCAAGCCCAAGCAGGAGGGUGCCAAAGAGCGCACCUGGGAAGAAGUCGACGCUGGGCUAACUAUCCCAGAGCCUUUUGAGGAAAGUGAGCCGGAAAUGUGGAACUCCCUUUUCAAGCUGUUUGCGGCCAAUAAACGAGAGUUACUCGGUACAAGGCCGUACUACGUGCUGGAUACUUUGGUCACGCUGGAUCAGCAUCAGAGAAGAGGAGCAGGUAGCAUGUUGGUGCGUUGGGGUUGCGAGAAAGCUGAUGAAGCGGGGGUCGAAGCGUUUCUUGAGGCGAGUCCCAUGGGCGCACCAGUGUAUGCUCGUCAUGGGUUUGUGCCUGUUAAAGAGGUGGAACUGGACUUGAGGCGGUGGGGUGGGAAGGAGAAGCUGGAUUUUAUUCUUAUGAUCAGGCCGGCCAAACAGGACUCAUCGCCUUGA